Messenger RNA from Bursaphelenchus okinawaensis, 5164 nucleotides. Lineage: Eukaryota; Metazoa; Nematoda; Chromadorea; Rhabditida; Aphelenchoididae. The record is from the annotation of a GenBank genome assembly.
AUGGAGCCGGUGACAGCGUCAAAUCAGCCAAUGGAAAAGUUGUUGAACUUAAUUGGGCCAGACGAUUUGGAAGCAUAUUAUCAUGGAAACACGGUCUUUUUCUUGGACAAAGAUGUCAAUGAGAUCGUCGAUUUGGCCGAAAGUUGUUUUAUUAAAAUACCGAGUCUUAGGUCAGUUUUAAAUAACUAUUAUAUAAGAAGGGUUUAGAACAAGAUCGAUUUGUGAUUUUUAAAUUAUAGUUUCUGUUGGUAUACACUAUAUUAUAAUACUUUCAAAAACUAUUUUCGAAAACUUCGCUGUGAUAUAUCGUUAUAUUAGAUUCUUCAAAUAAUUCUGUGCUUCCUAAUCAUGAAUAUUUGCUUUAAGAGGGCACAAAAUUAUUUGAACAACCUAAUUUUUAAUUGGCUGUUUUAGAGACGCCGUUAUGGAGUUAUUAAGAGGAUUGGUACAUGAAUGUAGUCGAUAUUCUCUAUUACACGAUGCUGCUUCUUACGAAACUAACAAAAAGUUACUUGACGAGUCAUUGUCGAAACUGUUCAUACAUCUAAAUGUACAUAUUCAGAACAUUGACUCUGAUGAUUUACGGUUUUCUUUCUUAACUGUAAGCUCCAUUUUGAUCAUUCUUAUUGAUAUUAUUGACGUUUUCUAGAUUCUUUUUGAAAUAACGUCAUUUUUCAAUUUUUUAACAAUAAGAAGGUUUUAGUGGAUCCUGAAGGUAUGUUCAGAGUUGUCAAGGUGCUACACUGAAGGUGUGAAUCGACAAGUUAAGGCCAGUGAAAUUACUGUGAUCUUAACCAACGCCAAUUUCAUAUCAGAACUGGUUCAGUUGUUAAACUCAUUGUUAAUGCAAAUGUUGGAACAACAGCCAGAAAAGGUUAUGGAGCGACUACUGGAUGGUUUACAAUAUGGUGUAGCUUUUGAUUGGGUAUUUCUUCAUGUGACGUGAGUAAUAGUGUUAGAGAAUUAGUAUCAAUAGAAAUGUAUUUAUUUUCGGCUUAUAGUAAAGAUAUUCAAUUAUUUUUAGGUAAAAAAAUAUACUGAAUGAAGUUUUUGAGCAUUUUUGAUGAUUCUUUAGUUAUUUAUAGAGCUUUUAUCUUGCUUUGUAGUUAGCAGUAAAAGCUUAUGAUAAUAUUUACAGGUUACAACUUUAAAAUAUUUUAGGAAAACAUUCCCAUUUCAAUUGAUCCCUCAACUAAUGGAGAUUGGCGUCAAAGGAACGGCUCAGUUGUUGGAUAAUGAAAGUGGAUUGGCCAAAGAAACAGACCAUUUUGGCCUUAUUUCCGACCUUUUAUUGUUUUUGUCAUCUGUUCGAACACCUAAAUUGAAGAGUUCUUUAGUUGAUCAACUUGACGUAGGUUUUUUAAAAUUUUUGGUUGAAUAUUGAUAUAGUAAUUCAGUUUUUGCCUGUUUUCAGCUUAAAACUUAGUUUUUGACUUUUUUAGGUAUUACAUUGUCAUGAAUUUUUUAGGCCUACUUCUGCAACAACCAGCAUGUCGCCCACUUCGUCUUCAUUGCCAGGUUGUUUCUAAAACAUUCCGAAGUCUACGGUUUGGUCGGUGGAAUGGUCGAUAAGUUUAUAAGUGAAGCCAAUGUCAUCAGAGUACUAAAGCUGAUCGAUGCACCAUACUGGAGCAACGUAUUAGUCGGCGUGGAUAUGAAUAACAUCAAGUUUUUACUGCAGAAAACAUCUCUAAACGGGCUGAUAUUACUGUACGAAACAUUGAUACCACUGACUGCUGAUAAGAAAUACACGGAAAGGGUGUUGGGACUAACUUACAGUACUGUUGAUGCUCGGAUUCAACUUUUUCAAUUAUUGAUGGUGGGUUUGAAGUUUUAUGAGAGGAAGAAAUAUUAAAGGUUAUAAUUUAUGUUUUGUAGAACAGUUGUCGAGGUGCAGAAUUAUUUGAGCAACAUAAUAUUUUCAGACGGAGAUUUUUUCAUUAAUAGUGUUCGAAUUAAUGUACAACAACAAUCUGGACAUAACAACAGUGACCAGAAUCAUUGAAAUUGCUGAUGAACAACAAAUUCAAGAUGCUUUUAUUAGACAAAUCAUUAAGGAUGAGAAAGGGUAGGAUUACGUUUCUUGAUUUUGUUGGUACGGUUUGUAGUUUUAGGCUGAAUUUGAAGCUGUUUUGUUGUCUUUUGAAUCAGAACCCGGAGCUUCAAGCUCUGUGCCCUGUUUCUUAAAAGUGCGCAGAGCUUGAGCUGGCACUGUAGCUUAAAAGUUUAAAUUUAAGGAUUUAGUUUAGCAUUGUUUGGUCAGAUAAAAAAUACCAAGGCUUUGAAAUUGACGUUAUAUUGAGAAUUUUAGAGCAGUAAACGUGGCACGUUUGUUUGGUAUGGUUUGCAUAAAGACAGAGAAACUAUUUUCUGUAAAAGCCUUGGCCAGAAUGUUGUUUUUGGCUGCAACUGAAGAAGAGGUAAGUUUUUAGAGAACAAUUUGACGAUGGUAUGAUAUUUCCCGGUUAUAAUAUAUUAUUAUGGUUUUUUGUAAGAUGUACCUAUCUCUAUGAAAAAACAAUAUAUAAGCUCUCAAUAUCUUUGGUUUUCUUCUCUAUUUAUCUUACUUACAAAAUAGUUUGAAAGUCGCAGAAUAUUGUAGUUAAAUUUAUGCUGCACGGCAUGCUGUACAUUUAAAAAAAGCUGUAUGAACCUAAUAUAAUAUUUCUUGUAGUUGUGGAACAUCUGUGCCUUCAACCGUGUCCUCAUCCUCAACUACCCAUUGAUCUUCACUGACGCCGUCAAGUAUAUCAUUGACAACCCACACGAGUUCGAACACACAAACGAAAAAGAUUUGAAUUUAGUACGAAAUUUGUCGACCUUGGCUCGAAUCCAAGAUCAAAUGUCAAUGUCGAAGGAGGAGGGUCAAUUGAUUUAUGGAGUUCAAUUUGGAUUUGUAGACGGAUCGCUUCAAGUCUAUUUGGUCAAUGUCCUGAACGACAGAGUUGUGAACAUGAAAAACGAAAAGGUUCAAGACUUUACCGAGUUUUUCAUAGAGUACGUCAAGAACAUGGAGUAUCUGAAGUUUGUGGACAGCAGACGGGUGGCUGUUGCAACAUUGACUAGUGUCAUCGAGAAAUGGGCUUCGAUUUUGGUUACGGUCAUCAAGGAUUUGGCGAAAGAAUGUGGGUUUAUGAUGACUUUUUAUUAGAAAAAAGCGAACGACUUGGUUGUAACACAAUGCCAAAGUUGAGAGAUAUUUAAAAAAGCUAAAAUUAGUUUUUGAAUUUUUUCUUAUUAAUAGUAUGGUGAAUAUGUUAUAAAAUGUUUUCUAAAGUAUUGUUUUCAGUAGAUGCAGAAAAAACAACGUUUGUGAUAAAAUUGUUGUUGGCGUUGAUCAGAGACUACCUUCACAAUGAUGAGAUGUACAGGAGAAAAAUCGAAACAGCUAAACAGACAGAUGAGUUCAGUGACUCACAGACUGGUCCUUCAAAAGUCUUGGCCGAUUAUGAUGCUGAAUAUAAGACAGAAAUGAAAGAGUUGGAACAGUGGUACACGGAACGAUUUCUUCAGGAGUUUCUACAAAAUAUCUUUGAUGUAGGUAUACACUUUUAGUUAUGAUUAGCAUAAUAGUACUAUGCCAACAAAAAGAACUGUUUUAGCUGUAGUUUUUAUUGAAAAUUAAAAAAAAGUUUAAGUUUUAUAUAUAGUAUUUUUUAAGUUUUAAUGUUUUAGGCUUCCCAUUACCUGUUUGGAACGCUAAAAGGAACAUUGGAAAGCUCGGAAUGUCUCGAUUACAUUGAAUUCCCACAAAAUCUUCUUCCAGAUGGCUGCCUCGAAGAAGCAGAAGUACCACAAGAGUCACGACUAUUAGAAAAGUUACGAGCAAGACCGAUGACAAAUAAAAGAACGGCCGAGCUAGCACAUUCAGGAGUAAUAUCAUCUGUGCAUUCGAAGCAGAAACCUAGGCGAUGGACUGAUGUGGAGGAAUUAAGGAAAGAACUGCUUUUGUUCAUUUUUGUGAAUUUUUUGGAAAAGAAGGAAGGAAUUGACAAGAAGAAGAUCAUCAUCAUGUUGGGCCUUCAGCUGACCGCCUUGAUCUGCGAAGACACAGCGGCCGGUUGGGUUGGAUGGGACAGUUGGGACACUGAAAGGGGAUUUGUCAUACAGUAAGGGAUACUUUGAAAUACUUUAAAUUUUAUAUUUUUUUUUGGAUUUUUAGAAAUACAAAGCUUUUUAAAAAUUCAAAUUUUCAAACCUGUGUCAUUUCAGAUACAACAACGUGUACAAAAAGAUGGAAGCCUGUCCCAUAGCCUACGAGCUGUUGUUGUACUUCUCAGAAGAAGCGACCCACACGGCCGUCUACAAUUGUAUGCCGUUGUGGAAGAGUAUUCUAGCCGUGGUCACGAAUCAGCUUGGGUCAACUCCAAGGAGAACAGAAAAGUUGUCACAACAAAAUCUAGAAGAUAUUGCCAAGGUCUUGGCUAUUCUGUUGUGUGUAAGUUUAUAUUCUUGUAGUUUGUUAAUUGUAAGAAGGGUUUUGUCGAGAUGACUUUAAUAUAUUUAUGACUAAACUAAAUUUUUCAUUGGUUGUUCAAAUAAUUCUGGACUUUUUAAUUUAAAAAAUUUGCUUUGAUAGGGGACACGGAAUUUUUUGAACAACAUAUUAAAAUAAAAAAAUUUUUGGUCAAAUUUUAUGUUAUAUAGCUUAUGAUAGGCAAUGGUAAUGUUGAUUUAUUUUAGAGUGGAGUGAUACCACAAAAGUACCGCUCACUGUUUGAAAUAUUAAAGACUUUGGGUCAUUAUGAUGCAUAUUCUGUGAUGAUGGCGUUCUGGGAUCUUGUCGGAGUAAGUUUCUUUUUAAAUUUGGUAUUUGGCAAUUUUCCAUUGAUAACUUUAAAUCGGUUCAUUAUAUAGCUACAUAAUAGUGUUCUGGCUGUGUGAAUGUAGAGAUAAAAUAGAAAAAUGAGAUAUAAGAAUAUGUAAAGACUAAAUUAAACUUACCUCGCUUCAGAAAGUGGUACCAUGCGACGAGAAAGACAUGAAAACUCUGAAAGAAGAAGAUAUUCAACAACUUUUCGAGGAGCUAGACGAAAGCCACUUCUACAAGGUCCUAGUACCAGUAGCGUUCCAGAACUUUGAAGAAAACGCUGAGCACGUGGCUGACAUCAUUGACACGUUCGACGAUGAUAGUGAUGAAUGGAACUCAUUUCAAAGUGUUUAA